Oncorhynchus keta (chum salmon) is the source of this 988-nucleotide messenger RNA. RefSeq names its product cytochrome c oxidase subunit NDUFA4. The record is from RefSeq and is a predicted model, not a curated record. Bases 204 to 452 code for a protein of 82 amino acids. NCBI's taxonomy places the organism in Eukaryota, Metazoa, Chordata, Actinopteri, Salmoniformes, Salmonidae. The transcript is spliced from 4 exons.
UUGUUCUCUCUCUCUCCAUAGCUGCAGACAGAAACAGACUGGUUCAAACACAACUCUGCUGUACAUAUAUCUACACAGGGAGCUGCUUUCACAUGGACACAAAAGCAUUAGAGACUUCGUAGAAAAUAUAACUAGUUUGUAUUUACAUUUUGUUGGACUUUUGUUUAUUUGUGUGUGUAGGUGUUGUAGGAUCUGGGAUAAACAUGCCGAUUAGGACAGUGAUUACGCAUGCUAAGAAACAUCCAGGGCUCAUCCCUCAGUUCUUCUUCUUGGUACUGGGCAUGACUGGGGCUUCCUGCUAUCUGAUCCGUCUGGCCAAGGGACCCCAUGUCAGCUGGAACAGAAAGAACAAUCCUGAGCCUUGGAACACAUACGGUCCAAACUAUCAGUACAAGUUGGUGGCCGUCAACACGGACUACAAGGCUCUAAAGAAGGAGGGCCCUGACUUCUAAAGGUCCUCCAGGCAACUCCAGGGGCACCACGUUUGGCAGGACCUCCUGUCAUCCUAGUGGCAGGGUGGGGCCAGCCUGAGCCUCGCUCGGUCGGGUUCUCGGUCUGUCUCCUCCGCUGCCUCUUAACCAACUACAUCACUAUAGUGAAAAAAAAACCUCUUCUUACACAACCCGGAAGUCAUGCAUCCGUCUCCAAACACCUGUGUUAUAUAACCGUCUCCUCUUCACACACUACAACACUGUUCAUUAAAGCCAUCUUUUCACAAUGCGCAACCCUCAAGUGACGGAACGGCCUCUUUCCACACACACCACACUAGUGUUGUAUACAUCUCUGUACAUGCAAUGUCACCUUCUCUGUUCAACGUACAACCCUCUCCAACCCUCAAGUGACGGAACGGCCUCUUUCCACACACACCCCACUAGUGUUGUAUACAUCUCUGUACAUGCAAUGUCACCUUCUCUGUUAAACGUACAACCCUCUCCAACCCUAAAGUGAUGGAAACUUGAAAAAAAAUGCAUUAAAAGAUGACAUGGAA